CUGUCUAUCUUCCAGCUUGCACAAUCCUCUCUCUCUCUCUAUCCAUCUCUCUUAUAAUUCUUGUUGGAUUGUAUAGAGAGAAGCCAUAGCUAGCUAGCAUCAAAGCUCAAAGCAACCCACCAAGAUAAUAACAUGGGGAGAGCUCCUUGCUGUGACAAAGCAAACGUCAAGAAAGGACCAUGGUCGCCUGAAGAAGAUGCCAAGCUCAAGUCGUAUAUAGAGCAGCAAGGCACUGGUGGCAACUGGAUCGCUUUACCCCAAAAGAUCGGCCUCAAGAGAUGCGGCAAGAGCUGCCGCCUCAGAUGGUUGAACUAUCUCCGCCCAAAUAUCAAGCAUGGAGGAUUUUCAGAAGAGGAAGAUAACAUAAUCUGCAGCCUCUAUAUUAGCAUCGGAAGCAGGUGGUCUAUUAUUGCAGCACAAUUACCAGGAAGAACCGACAAUGAUAUAAAGAACUACUGGAACACAAGGCUGAAGAAGAAGCUUCUAGGAAAGCAGAGAAAAGAACAGCAGGCUCGUAGAGAUAGCAGCCUAAAGCAGGAGAUGAAGAGAGGAGGAGCUGGGAAUUAUUCUGUGGUUCCCGGUAACAACAACAACAACAACCAAAACCCUUACUGGCCGGAGCUGCCUGUGCUGGCACCCAUCCCAUAUUCAAACCAAGAACCUCGUUUUAAUGAUCAUGCUUCUUUCAGAAAAUUGCUCAUCAAGCUCGGAGGGAAAUUUUCUGAUGCUGGUGAUGAUCUGCCAACCCAUCAAUUCGGAAAUGGUGUUUCCGCCGCCACCGCUCAACAAAUAUAUCAGUCGGUCAACGUGCCCUCUUCUUCUGGCAUUCAAUUUGCGCAAGCCCAUGAGUCGUCGUAUGCGGAUGCCGGGGUAGAAUUAAACAUGCUACAAGGGCAAAGCAGUACUUUUCCAGUAGUAGAGCUUGGGGAAAUCGUAUACAACAAUAAUCCGCAAGGAUUAGAUGGGCUAGAGUUCUUAUGUGGAGAUCACGAGAUGGUGUAUAAUAGAAUUGGUGCUACUUCUGGUGAAAGUAGCAAUAUUGUCUGGGGCGGCGAGAUGAGCAGCUCUCCGGUGUAUCCUCCUCUAGCCUCCAACUAUGUAGGAAUGCAACAAGAAUGUGAUUUCCAAGAGUUGAGGUACCCACAAGCAAAUUUAUAACUUGCUGUUGUACAUUAAGCAUAAAUUUGUAACAAUAGGGAAAGUAGUGUAAGAUUCUCAGAGAAAACCCUAAUAAACUCAGUUGUCAUAUGUUGUAGCUUUUAUCAUGCUUUCUCUAGCUAUACUUGUCUCUACUAUUUUCUGCGCGAUAAUGGGGAUUCAGUCCUCUCUUUGCACUGUAUUUUUCACUCUAAAUUUCUGAGGUUACUAUAUAUA
This is a messenger RNA of Corylus avellana, 1374 nucleotides long. RefSeq lists its product as uncharacterized. Lineage: Eukaryota; Viridiplantae; Streptophyta; Magnoliopsida; Fagales; Betulaceae. The record is from RefSeq and is a predicted model, not a curated record.